ACGCACAAAUUUUUAAAAGCAGCGUUUGUGUUUCGCCUCUUGGGUGUAAUUUGGGUGUAUCUUAAGUUAGAUAAAAUUGCUUUUAGUUGUAUGUUUACCCGUUUAUGAACCAGCAUCACCUCUAUUGGCCGAUCUGGUCACAUGGUUCGCUAACUUUAUUCAGUUGACACCAAGUAGGAGGGCUUUAUGGAGGGAGGAAAAAAAGACAACUCGAGAAAAAUUAGUAUUUUCUACCUUCAGAAAUUAAUGGCCAUGAGUUCGUAUAUGGUGAACUCUAAGUAUGUGGAUCCAAAAUUUCCUCCGUGUGAGGAAUAUUCACAAAAUAACUAUAUACCUGAGCAGGGCUCGGACUACUACAGUCCAUCGCAGGACACAGAGUUUCAGCAUCCAGGGAUCUACCCACGGUCAAACUACACGGAGCAGCCCUUCAGCUGCAACACUGUGCAGGACUCCACAGUGCAGCCACGGGGUCAUGUGCACGAGAGAUCUACCCACUCGAGUCCUUUUACCGCACAAACUGAACGUGGGCCCCCGGUCCAAGUGGCCGGACCCCGGACUUGUGGACAGCAGCAAAACACAAAGAGCCAAAAUGGGAUACAAGCCAAGCAGCCAGCAAUAGUUUACCCCUGGAUGAAGAAAGUCCACGUAACUACUGUGAAUCCAGAUUACACAGGAUCCGAACCCAAACGGUCCAGAACUGCUUAUACCCGGCAGCAGGUUUUGGAGCUGGAAAAGGAGUUUCAUUUUAACAGGUAUCUGACCAGGCGGCGACGGAUUGAGAUAGCCCACACUCUUUGUCUCUCCGAAAGGCAAAUCAAAAUCUGGUUUCAGAACAGACGGAUGAAAUGGAAGAAGGAUCACAAACUGCCCAACACCAAGGGCAGAUCUGCACCAGCCUCCAGCCAUCUGCAAAGCGCACAGAAGGACAACCAGACUGAUAUAACAGCAUUAUAGAGAGAGAGAAAGGUGACACACCUUUACCAAUAAACUGUACAUAAAAAAGACAAAGGCUGCAUCUGACUUUUGCAUGGAACUGAUGUCGUUUUUAGCCAUUUUUUUUUAAUUUAAAAAUGACCAUAACAGUGUUUCUGGCUCAAAAGCUGGGUCAGAAAAUCAAUCAGUAUUCACGACUGAAAGGUUUGCAAGUUCAGUUUUAUUUUCUUCAAAGAGACAUGAAUUCACCGAAACCAAACUUUUUUUUUUGUUUCUUUUUUUUGUUUUUCUUUUUUUUUGUUGGACAUUAACCCCCUGAGGACAUUUAAUGAGCAACCUCGGCAGAUUUCAUGGACUUAAAGAAAGAGCCUGUUUUUCUCACAUGGAUUCACGAUGGUUUGAGGACUGAAUUAUCUUUACUCAAAACAGGGAAGCCAUUCGUUGAAAUCACACACACAACCGUUGUUUUGAUUUUUUUCCCCCUCCUAUUAAAACUCCACUUUAGACGCACAAUAUAUAGCUAUCGAAAUAUAUACUUGAAAGCAACAUUAUUUGCAUCGAGCACGCCAAAACAACUCAACCAUAUCGUUCGUUGAAAUUGCAAAUAUCUCGAUGAAUUUUUCAGUUCCACGUUUCUUUGUUACUUGUAUGUUUUAACUUAUUUUGUACAAUAAAGCUUUGAAAUUUG
Molecule: messenger RNA, 1621 nt
Organism: Sphaeramia orbicularis (orbiculate cardinalfish)
Lineage: Eukaryota; Metazoa; Chordata; Actinopteri; Kurtiformes; Apogonidae
Gene: hoxd4a
Product: homeobox D4a
Exons: 2
Coding region: 187-954 (255 amino acids)
Biological process (GO): embryonic skeletal system morphogenesis; anterior/posterior pattern specification; positive regulation of transcription by RNA polymerase II
Cellular component (GO): nucleus; nucleoplasm
Molecular function (GO): RNA polymerase II cis-regulatory region sequence-specific DNA binding; DNA-binding transcription factor activity, RNA polymerase II-specific
Source: RefSeq, a predicted model, not a curated record